AUGGCGGAGCAAGCCCGGGAGGAGGACGCGAUCGACUAUGGGGACGGCGACGCGGAGGAGCCUUUCUCUGAGGACCAGCAAGCUGGGGACGACGCUGAGGGAGAUGCAGACGCGGCAGACGGCCCUGGCGGCGCCGCGGCAAUGGAGGAAGAGGAGGAGCGCGCGGCUACCCCCGCGCCCGCGGACGGCGAAGACGGUGCCGGCAACGCUGGCGAGCCCGCUGCGGAGGACGGCGGCGGCGCCCACGAGGGCGGCGGCGGCGGCAACGGCGCUGCCGAUGGCGGUGCGGCCGACCAGGGCAAGGACGGGCGCAGCGGCGGCGGCGGCAGCAGCGGGGGCGGUGCUGGCGCCAGGGAUGGCGCGCUGGAGGAGCGCGACCCUUUGAAGCUGCCGCCCCACGGCACUGAGGUGUUUGUGGCGAGCCUGCCCCACGAGGCGUCAGAGGAGAAGGUCAGAGAGUUCGUCGCCUCGGCCGGCCUCAAGACCCACUCUGUUCGCAUCCCCAGGCCGGGCCCGGACGCGCCCCGCGCGUCGCACAACAAGGGCUUUGCGUUUGCCGUGUACUUUACGAAAGAGGACGCGGCGGCAGCUGUUGAGAAGCUGAAUGGCAGGCUGCUGCUGGAGCGGGUUGUCAGGGCGUCCAUAAGCGUGACCAACAACCGCCUUUUUAUCGGCAACAUCCCGCGCACCAUCACACCCGCCGCGCUCAAGGAGACUCUUGCCAAGGAGGUCGCGGGCCUGGAGGAGGUUGACCUGGUGUCUGACAGGGAGCACCCCGACCAGAACCGCGGCUUCGGCUUCCUCACGUUCUACAACCACGCAGCUGCCGAGAAGGCACGGCGGCGGCUGGAGGCGGGGUUUAGCUGA
Molecule: messenger RNA, 867 nt
Organism: Monoraphidium neglectum
Lineage: Eukaryota; Viridiplantae; Chlorophyta; Chlorophyceae; Sphaeropleales; Selenastraceae
Product: Heterogeneous nuclear ribonucleoprotein Q
Exons: 9
Coding region: 1-867 (288 amino acids)
Cellular component (GO): nucleus
Molecular function (GO): mRNA binding
Source: RefSeq, a predicted model, not a curated record